AUCGGACUUAAUUAUCUCAUUUAGUGCGAGCUAUACAGAGGCGAAAACGAAAUUUUACUCAGCGAUCUGUGAAGAAGUGAUCAUGUCAGAGCGAAACAACGUAAUAGCUUUUUCUGCUUCCUUUAUUGCAGGAGGAGUUUUGUCGUACGUUAUAUCGAAUAUUGUUCUUCCAAAGCUUCAAGGAAAGACGCAACCCAAGGAUGUAAUAAAUGAUUCCAUUGAAAAAGAUAAAGCUAAAGUAGUUCAUUCUUAUGAUAUUGAAGACAUAAAUGAAAGCACAGCAUUUUGCAGAUGUUGGAAAUCAAGCAAGUUUCCAUAUUGUGAUGGUACACACAAUGCACAUAACAAGUUAUCUGGUGAUAAUGUUGGUCCUGUUUUGUUAAACAAGAAAUAAUAAUUUAAACUUAAAAAACAUUUUAAAUUCUUUUACAAGCAAUUAUAACAUAUCAUCUUAUUAUAACAAUUCAUUAUCACUGA
This is a messenger RNA of Hydra vulgaris (swiftwater hydra), 477 nucleotides long. RefSeq names its product CDGSH iron-sulfur domain-containing protein 1. Gene Ontology annotation, biological process: regulation of autophagy. Gene Ontology annotation, cellular component: mitochondrial outer membrane; intracellular membrane-bounded organelle. Gene Ontology annotation, molecular function: 2 iron, 2 sulfur cluster binding. NCBI's taxonomy places the organism in Eukaryota, Metazoa, Cnidaria, Hydrozoa, Anthoathecata, Hydridae. The record is from RefSeq and is a predicted model, not a curated record.